Molecule: messenger RNA, 6488 nt
Organism: Heteronotia binoei (common prickly gecko)
Lineage: Eukaryota; Metazoa; Chordata; Lepidosauria; Squamata; Gekkonidae
Gene: KIF15
Product: kinesin family member 15
Exons: 33
Coding region: 246-4139 (1297 amino acids)
Biological process (GO): microtubule-based movement
Molecular function (GO): microtubule binding; ATP binding; microtubule motor activity
Source: RefSeq, a predicted model, not a curated record
AUAUUUCUUUCUUUAGCACUGAAGGUGAUGCUAUCAAAGUUUACGUGAGGGUGCGUCCUCUUCCAGAAGGAACUGUACUUGCUGAUGGGGAUCAUGGCUUGUGUUUGUCUGUUCUUUCAUCAAGCACUAUCCGCCUGCAUUCAAAACCUGAACCUAAGAUCUUCACCUUUGAUCAUGUGGCAGAUGUGGACACAACUCAGGAAUCAGUUUUCUCAACUGUGGCCAGAAAUAUAGUGGAAUCAUGCAUGAAUGGCUACAAUGGAACCAUUUUUGCAUAUGGCCAGACUGGUUCGGGGAAAACGUUUACUAUGAUGGGACCACCUGAUUCUGAUAACUUCACUCAUAAUCUUAGAGGAGUAAUUCCUCGGAGCUUUGAAUAUCUGUUUUUUCUCAUUGACAGAGAGAAAGAAAAGGCUGGUACUGGAAAGAGCUUUCUCUGCAAGUGUUCAUUUAUUGAAAUCUACAAUGAACAGAUAUUUGACUUGCUGGAUUCUGCUUCAUCUGUAUUAUUACUCAGAGAGCACAUCACAAAAGGGGUAUUUGUUGAUGGUGCGGUGGAACAAGUGUUAACUUCGGCUGCUGAAGCAUAUCAAGUGCUAACAACGGGCUGGCGAAAUCGUCGUGUAGCAUCUACCUCAAUGAACAGGGAGUCCUCAAGGUCCCAUGCCGUUUUUACUAUCACAAUAGAGUCAGUGGAGAAGAGCAAGGAUGUUGUGAACAUUCGAUCCUCUCAGCUCAAUUUAGUGGAUCUGGCUGGAUCUGAGAGACAAAAGGAUACUCACGCUGAAGGAGUUAGGUUAAAGGAGGCAGGUAACAUCAACCGAUCAUUAAGCUGCUUGGGCAAAGUGAUCACUGCCCUUGUUGAUGUAGGCAAUGGGAAACAGAGACACAUCUGCUACAGGGAUUCUAAGCUCACUUUUUUACUACGGGAUUCUCUUGGAGGUAAUGCAAAAACUUGCAUCAUAGCAAAUGUUCAUCCAGGAUCCAGAUGUUUUGGUGAAACCUUGUCCACUCUUAAUUUUGCUCAGAGAGCAAAACUAAUUAAAAACAAGGCAGUGAUAAAUGAAGAUACUCAAGGAAAUGUAAAACAGCUCCAGUCUGAAUUGAAGAAACUAAAAGAACAGCUUGCUUUGCUAACUUCAGGGAGAUCUUUGCAUGAAGUUUCCCUUUCCAUAGCUACCGUUACACAUGAUGUUGGAAAUAUGGAUUAUAUGAACAGUUUCCUUGAAGCUAUGCUAUUCUUGGAAAAAUCUGAAAGUGAAAGAAAGGUACUGUUAGAUAAAGUUGCCCAGCUAGAAGAUCUGUGUGUCAGAAAGGAGAAGUUCAUUCAAUCCAAUAAAAUGAUAAUUAAAUUUAGAGAAGAUCACAUAACUCGCCUGGAAAAACUCCACAAAGAAGCUCAUGGCAGCUUUCUGCCCCAAGAACAAGAAGUGAUCUUCAGGGAGCUGAAGGAGGAACUGAAGACUUUCAGAGAACAGGUGGAGCACCAUCCACGAGUUGCAAAAUAUGCCAUGGAGAAUCACAGCCUCCGAGAAGAGAACAAACGACUUCGCUCCUUGCAGUCGGUAAAGAGAGUCCAGGAAAUGGAUGCUCAGGCUAUGGCAGAACUUGAGAAAGCUUUCUUAGAAGCUUCAAGGAAAGACUGUCAUAAUGGAGGCCAGCAAUUGUGUCCUACCACCAUGUCAACAGAUAAUUCAGCAGCAUCAGCUGAAAAGCUAAAGGAACGUCUGCUGCACACACAGAGUGAAUUGGCAAGCUCCCAACAAGAAUAUGAAGAAUUUAAAGCUCUAACAAAGAAAAAAAUUAGGGAACUGGAGUCAGAAGUUCAAUCUCUACAGACAGCAAACCAGCAUCUUGAGAAAAUUUUGGAAGCAACCAAGGCUUGCAGACGCCAGGAAGUUUCUCAUCUUAACAAAAUGCAUAGAGAAACUUUAAAGAACAUAACUACUCCAACAAAAGCUUAUCAACUAAGAUCUCGGUUGGUGACACGACUAACCCCUGAAAUGUUGAGCCAGGAGUCCAUUGAUAUUCAAAGCCCAGGAGAGAUGGAUGAUAUUCUGAAUGAACCAAUGCCUCCUGAGAUGAGCGAACAGGCAUAUGAGGCUGUUGCAGAAGAGCUGAGAUUGGUGCAGGAACAGUUAAGCACUCUUCAGAACAAGUUAGAUGAGGAAGAAAGUAAAAAUAUAAAACUUCAGCAGCUUGUUUAUAAGUUGGAUAGCCGUUGUACACAGAUGCAAGAGCUUCUGUCAUCUGAAAAAAAUGAAUGGCAAACUGAAAAGCAAGGGCUUCUUGAAAAGACAGACACCCUUGAAAAGCAGUAUCAGGACUCUCAGUGCAAGGCUGACAUACUGAAGAGUGAAGUCCAUGAUUUGCGAAUUGUUCUGCAAUCUGCAGAUAAGGAGCUGUCUUCUGUAAAAACAGAGUAUGAUGCUUUCAGACAAAAGCAAGAAAAAGAAAUUAGUGAACUUUCUACGCGCUACAUGAAUGUACAACUUCAGCUUGAUAGCGUCAGGCUGGAAUAUGAAACAGUUCUUGAAGCAAAAACAAGCCUGCAAGAUGACUAUGAGAAUCUCCAGGAAAUACUGAAGUUUGAGACUGACCAGUUGACUCAACAGCUCAUUGAAAGCAAGCAGGAAAGUGAAGUGCAGAAAAGUGCAUUUCAAAAUCUCUUAGCCCUGCUGGAAAGUGAAAAGGAACAUAAUCAGAAAUUGACAAUGCAGUUACAGCAAGAUAAAGAACUUAAUUCCAAGGAAUUGCUGAAAGCUCCUGAAACUAUACAACUAGAGAAAUCAUGUGAAAUGAUGCCAAGAUGUGACCAACAGGAAGUAAAGCUGCAGAAACUAGAGCAAGACUUGAUUGCUGCUGAAGACAUUAUUGCUUCCCUGCAUAAGACAAAUACUGCUGAUAAGGAAGUAGUGACAGACCUCAUGAGCCAGAUCCAAAAGAUGAGGAUGUCUAUCAGUCAGAAGACAGAGUGCAUAGAAGGGCUGACAAGAGAGCUGGAGGAUCUAAAUUAUAAGUAUAAUUCUGCUUUAGCUAUGAAAGAAGAAAGCAAAGCAAUUAUAGAGUUACAGGAAAGACAGAUUGAAGAGUUGAGAGAGGCUGCAGAGAGAGUGCAGAUUGCUGACAACAUUGAGAGAGAGCUUCUUUGUGAAGAUUUGAACCACACUUCUGAACAGCUAAGCAAGUUAACAGAAGCCUCCAAAAAACACGCAGCACUUCUUCAGUGUGCACAAGAAGAUCUGAUCAGAAAAGAAGCUAAAAUCCAAGAACUUCAGGAACAACUAUCAAAAAAGUCAGAAGAGCUAGCAAACUGGAAGAGUGAAUAUGAAUUUAAAACACACCAAACAGAAUGUUUCAUGAACUCUGUUACAGCAAAAUCACAGAGCCCAAAAACUCCACCAAACUUUGACACAGAUCUGGCAAAACACUUAGAGACACAAGAAAUAGCAGACCGGAGAGCCUCCGCAGUUACCUUGGAACAUCUUGUAUCUGAAUUAAAUGAAGAAAGGGAUGCUAAAAAUAAUGAAAUCAUGAGGCUAAAGACUCAGUUAUGUGAAUUAGAAAACACUCGUCUGGAAAUGCAGGUACUAAUGGAAAACAAUAGAAAUCUUCAGAGUCAGGUUGAAGAAGCAAGAAGAGGAAAGAGAAUUGGUAGUCCCAGGCAUCCAGAUGUUCAAGACCUACAUGAGAAAGAGAAGGAAAUUAACAAAGAGAGACUAGCAAAGACUAAAGUCAUGGAAGAAAUGCUGGCGGUCAGUUCGAAAUUGGAAAAAGCUAGACAGGAACUUACAAUCAAGGAGAUUGCAUUUCAGGAGAUGACAUUGGAGGUGGAACGAACGAGAGCUCUGGAGCUGAAAGCUUUCCAGGAGAAAGAAGAAAUGAGAUCAAAACUGGAAGAGAUGUAUGAAGGGAAAGUAAAAAUGGAAAAGGAGAUGUCCUUGCUGAAGAAACAAGUUGAGUUUCUUGCUGAGGAGAAUGGGAAGCUGGUGGGUCACCAAAACUUAAAUCAGAAGAUACAAUAUCUUGUCAAGCUAAAGAAAGAUCAUGCUAAAUUGAUGGAGGAAGCUGAUGCACUUCGUGCUGAAAAUGCUUUUUUGAAAGAAAAAGGUGAAUGUUGCAAGAAUCACCCAGAUUAACUGUCAAGAAAUAGACUCAUAUCAUUGAGAAUAAUAAAAGCAAGGCAUGUAGUUUGGCUUUCUCCACAUUAGCCAAAAGCCCCUUUGCUCAGGAGGGAAUUGUUGCAAACCAUGUAACAUACUAGGUUGUAGUUCUGAUUAAAGCAUUCUUGUUCCAGAUUAUCUUGCAGUUUUUCAGCAGAAUAGUUAUUCUUACUGAGCCAUUUUAAACCAUUCCAUUUGUUGAUGCUGGGAAAUGUCAUCUUAGAGCACUUGUCUCUACUUGUUAGUAUAACUUUUAGACUUCCUGUUCGCAAAAAAGCACUAGGUAGGGGUAUCUCACAUAGAAUUCAUUUUAUGCUAAAAAAAAAAAAAAAAUAAAUCACUGUUGCGUUUAUUUCAAAAUGUUGUAUAUAUUGAGGAAAUUUGUCUCAUUACCGUUGUUCAGAGAUGCUUUGAACAAGUGGGGUUUUUUAUUUUUAGUAAAAUAAAAGUAUUAGUUAAAUAUUAAUACUGUGGGCAGUAGAAACUUGGUGUCAUAUUAUAUCUGCUUCUUUUCUCUUAGCCUUUUUUCCUCCAGAAUUCUCUUUUCCAGCAAAGCACUGCCUUCCUGUAAAUAUAAAAUAGCUGCAAGACCAUCAUCCAGCUUAAAUGGCAACAUUCCUUCCGUUCCAUCCAUCCAAGAGACGUGUCUCAGCUGUUUAACAGAUCUCAUGUUCAUUUUAAAUGACUGCAGUAAGACUUCUGGUUUUACUGGAGGUUCAGUAUGAACAGCAGACUUCUUUAGAGUCUGUAAUGCAGGCACAGGCAGCGGAGGCAAAAAGAUUUGGUCUUGUGAAAUAUAAUUGAAUUAGCUCUCUAGUAUUUACCUGAUUUGGUUAUACAAAGUUUCACUUUAAGAAGAGCAUGUUUAAAUAUGGAUUAUGGGGUGUAAAUAGUAGGGGAUUUCCUGUUGUUAUAGUGUUGAGGAAUAAUGGACAGUGGCUCAGUUCAGAUGAUCUUCCAAAACAUGGUUUUGAGAGUGGUAGGCUUGUUCUCUCUCCCCUUUGCCCACAGAUGUCUUCUAAGCUAUGGUUUAAAGAUUAGCAGCAGGUAUAGUUUGUCAGCAUGCUAAGGUUAAAAGAAAAGGAAAGGAUUGAUGCAUGUCAGGAUAAUAGGGUUCCCAACCUCCUGCUGGGGAUCUCCAACUCACUGGCACAAAAUUGGCCAGCAGGGGAAGCCCCACCCCUGAAGAGCUCCCAACAUGUCCAGUGCAAUUACAUCACCUGGAAGUGACAUAAUUGUGCUGCGCACAUUCCAGCAUUUUGGUAUAAAACUCUAUGGCACCAUUCCCACCGAACAUGCCUGACACAAUUAUGGCACUUCCUGGUGAUGUCAUCAUGAAGCACAUGCGAGGGAAGUCUCUCCCCCCCCCCCCCCCCGCCAUGGUAGUCAGGUAGAACAUGGCAACCCCUACAGAAUAAGCAGAGACUGAAGGGAACAUGCAAGCCUUUGGCAUGUUCCUGAUCUUCCAGUUUGGAGAACUCGCUUGUCUGAAUGGGGUCUACAUUUAAUUCAACAAUUUAAUAAUGAACUUUAUGAAUGAAAAGAACUUCUCACAGGCUACAACUUAUAUUGCUCUUCAUUUUGUUCUUGAAUAUUGCUUGUGGCAAUUCAGAAUAGCAGCAUAUAUAUUUAGAUAAUUAUCUCUCUACAACAAAAGGAAUGGAUUCAAUUUCUAGGCAUUCUGCAUAAACAGAUAUUCUGUAGAAGAUUUUAAAGCAAACAGCAGCUUAGAAAAUAUUGGUAUGUUUCAGCAGAGGCUUCAUGAAAUUGGCAAGACAGUUUCAAUCUUUCAUUGCAGGACUAUUCAUUUUGUGGUCUGUAGCUUGUAGAUCAGCAGCCUGUGAAACUACACAAUAUUUUUUUUUUAAUGCUUGCCCAAGUGGAGAGGUGAAUGGCUUCUUCAUGUUAAGCCAAGAAUGGCUGAGGUCCACUUUUGUCAGCCCACUCAGGCAACAGGAUAAAUGACCUUUCUCAUUGAAAGAUGGUCAUUGCUUGGACUGUGCUUCAACAAAUGCAGAAAUCCCACACAUCUCUUUCAUGAUGAAUGAAGCUUCCAGUUGUGACUUGUGGCACUCUAAAGGCGAAUAGAUCUAUUAAAUAACGACAGCUGUUGUAGUACCACAAGGCUCUAUUUUUUUCUUACAGUAGAUUAGCAUGGCUUAAUUCAAAAGAAUCCAUGGCAGAAAGGAAGAUGCUCUGCUAUUUCAGUACAUGAUAAAGAUUCAUUCAUUCCAUGGCAGCUAUAGCAGUAUUGUAAAAUUCUGUAAAAGUUAUCUAUGUUUGAUAUGGGUUUAUUAAUUCAAAAAAUUAAACUAUUUAAGUAAA